This is a messenger RNA of Corticium candelabrum, 667 nucleotides long. RefSeq lists its product as uncharacterized. Gene Ontology annotation, cellular component: nucleoplasm; cytosol; membrane. The coding region runs from base 267 to 641 and encodes 124 amino acids. Gene Ontology annotation, molecular function: 2'-5'-oligoadenylate synthetase activity; double-stranded RNA binding. The record is from RefSeq and is a predicted model, not a curated record. Gene Ontology annotation, biological process: regulation of ribonuclease activity. NCBI's taxonomy places the organism in Eukaryota, Metazoa, Porifera, Homoscleromorpha, Homosclerophorida, Plakinidae. The transcript is spliced from 3 exons.
GCUAGACUUAUAAUUAUUGGAGCAGAUAUAUCCGUAUACAAUGUGGUGAACGAUUCAUGUGGUUAUACUAGCCAUGCUCCUUGUUGCUCAAAGAUUGUAUCUCGCUUUUAUAUAACGACAACCUUGACAUUUUCUAGGCACGUAACCAGCUGUUCUUCAAGGGGGUUUGAACAGGGCACUCUUACAGACACUUUAAGACAUCAGUCUAUAUUAUUUUUGUCAAACUUAUAUUGAACUGAUUACAGGUAAAAGAAGUGAUCAUUUUCAUGAAGCACUGGGCAAAGGAAAAAGUCGAGUGGAGCCAUCUAAGUCGAAAACCAAAAUCUUAUCUUUUGUCUUUGCUGGUGGUCAGAGCAGCUGAGAAGGUUAGCAGGACGUUUUCAGCAAGAGAAAAUACCAUCAAUCGAAAGAUUGGUAUUAUUGGAGCCCUCGCCAGACUCGUCCAACAAGAUCGAUUGAAUAUUGCUUGGUCAAAGUACUAUGACCUAUCAUAUCAAUAUCUACCAAUCUGGAAUGCUAAAAGAAUUAUUCGAGAUCCUGCCAAUCCUGCCAACAAUGUCGCUGAUUCUGGGCUGACCGACUGGAGUCAGUUCAUUCCAGAAGUUGUUGGGCUAGCUCGGUCUUUAGGACAAAACGUUUAAUCAAAGAGAGCGUACGAACCGUUCUC